AUGGACUCUAUGAGAUCUUUGAACAGCUCUCUUCCGGGGGGUAAAUCCCCUUCAAAACAACAGAAUAGCGAACCCCCACAACAGGCUCUCAUCGCACAUUUCAAGGCCGCCGCUUUGUCCGUUACCAACCUCUAUAAGACCGCCGCCGCAGAUCAAGGAAGAGCUAGGGCAGAAGGAUACCAGGAUGCACUGGAUGACCUCUUGAUUUUCCUCGACAAAAAAGAUAUUGGGUUGAGCGAUGGCGAGGGUUGGAGGAUUCGAAGAUGGGCGACUGAGAGGUUAGAUGGUCGGGAAGCAUUACACAACGAUAGCGACGAUGAGGUUCCCGAAAAAACAGAUAGUGGAUCCCCACCAGUUGUUCAUAGAUCGCAAACUUCAACACAUAUUCCGGCGUCGACUCCUAAACCAACAAGAGCGGCUUCACCAAUGAGAGCAGAGUCAGCGCCUCCACCUCCGACCGUUAUACUACCCGACCCAGAACCUCCAACGAUUACAGCGCUUCCACAAGGCACAUUUACCUUUCGAUCCUCGCAACAAUAUCCACAAGAUCCCGAUAUCCUACUGUCAGAUUUAGAUUUAUCGGAUAAGGGUUGUCCUCAAAUCCAUGAUGGUUUCAGUAAUCAGCCAGCGGGUAUAUCCCUUACUCGACCUCUACGGACUAACGCAAGACACAACAAUCAUACUUCUCGACUAAAUGCUAGAUCUUCGACUGCAAUAGGUCGGGGAGCUGGCCAAAAGCGAAAAAUAAACUUUGGAGAUUUCUUCGAUCUAGGAAAUCUAGGGCAUGGAGACGAUUCUUCCGCAUUUGGUGGAUGGACGAUUUGUAACGGCCUUGAUGAUAACAUGCCUAUACAAUUUCGGGGACCUUGUUUCUACGCAGCAUUUACAUGGGGUGGUGAUGAUGGGGCUAGCGGAACCGAAGACCGUGCAUUGGAAGGCGUCAAGUAG
This is a messenger RNA of Sclerotinia borealis F-4128, 948 nucleotides long. The record is from the annotation of a GenBank genome assembly. NCBI's taxonomy places the organism in Eukaryota, Fungi, Ascomycota, Leotiomycetes, Helotiales, Sclerotiniaceae.